Messenger RNA from Cooperia oncophora, 720 nucleotides. The record is from the annotation of a GenBank genome assembly. Lineage: Eukaryota; Metazoa; Nematoda; Chromadorea; Rhabditida; Trichostrongylidae.
AUGUUUUAUAGGAGAGCAGUACUAAGGAUCCGUUGCUUUUUGUUACAGGCACAAGGUUUGAAACGAAUUCUGACGACUUAUGAAAAGGUUCUUAAUCAACCUGAAGAUCAGUUUAUCUAUCUGAUGUGGCACCGCCAUCCGACGAAACCAUCUACGAGUAUUGUGAUUGGUAUGCUGAAAGUCGGCCAAAAACACCUCUACCUUUUUGACGCUUCCCAGCAAAGGCGAUACGAGGAAAAACCGCUAUGUAUUCUCGACUUUUACAUUCACGAUUUAGUCCAGCGUAAAGGGAAUGGACAUCAGCUUUUCGAUCACAUGCUAAGGCAGGAAUCCACGUCAGCAGCAGCGGUGGCUAUUGAUCGCCCAUCAGAUGCGUUUAUGCAGUUUUUGGCGAAGUACUACGGUUUGAAGACGCCAGUGUGGCAGUCUACGAAUUUCGUGGUGUAUCCGGAGUUUUUCGAAGGCAAAAAGCCGAUCGCAAACAAUGAGUACAGGGAUACUGGUAGUCGCAGUGAGAAGCUCAGAUCAGCAAGGAAUAAUGAUGUCGUCCUAGCAGCUAGAGCUGUGACUGCUGAUAAGGAUGCUCAUGGAGCGGGUAAGGAUUCCGUUGCUGGGUUACUUCAUGGCGAUCUGCCACCAGAAUUUCGACGUAUUGCCGCUCCGGAUACGCCAUUAGAUAGGAAGAAUAGGAGAGAUUUUGGGCAUCAAAGUAUUUGGUAG